ACAUCAGCGUUUCCACGAGUAUUCUUGACUGCACACUCGUCUCUCUCUACACCAUACAACGCUACAUUUUAAUUCUCACCUCACAAUGUCUGCCGUUGAGUCUACGCCUUCCAAGCAGAUUUCAUCUGCCAUUGACUCACUCAAGAUGAACGACUCUCCCGCAAAGAAGCUUGACUUCUCGCCGGUCGAGAAGGAGAACACUUUCAAGCCCAUCGUCGGUAUCCCAGAUGACUUCGAGGACGACCUAGAGGAGGCCAAGCCUACCGUCGCGCCUACGAUCAAGGAGGAGGAGGCUAUCGAGCCAAUCCUCCAAGAGAACCCUGGACGCUUUGUCCUGUUCCCCAUCAAGUACCACGAUGUCUGGCAGAUGUACAAGAAGGCCGAGGCUUCUUUCUGGACCGCAGAGGAGAUCGACCUCUCCAAGGACCUUCACGACUGGAACAAGCGUCUCAACGAUGACGAGCGCUUCUUCAUCUCCCACGUCCUCGCCUUCUUCGCAGCCUCCGAUGGCAUUGUCAACGAGAACCUUGUUGAGCGAUUCUCUAGCGAAGUACAAAUCCCCGAGGCACGAUGCUUCUACGGUUUCCAAAUCAUGAUGGAGAACGUUCACUCAGAGACCUACUCUCUGCUCAUCGACACAUACAUCAGCGAGCCCAAGCAGCGCAGGUACCUCUUCAACGCCAUCGACAACAUCCCCUGCAUCCGCAAGAAGGCCGACUGGGCCCUGCGAUGGAUCUCCGACAAGAACUCCACAUUCGCCAACCGCCUUGUUGCAUUCGCCGCUGUUGAGGGUAUCUUCUUCAGCGGUUCUUUCGCCUCCAUCUUCUGGCUCAAGAAGCGCGGUCUGAUGCCCGGUCUAACAUUCUCCAACGAGCUCAUCUCCCGUGACGAGGGCAUGCACACCGACUUCGCCUGCCUUCUCUUCUCUCUCCUCGAGAACAAGCCCAGCCCAGAGUCUGUCAGAGCUAUCAUCACUGAAGCCGUCGAGAUUGAGCAGGAGUUCUUGAGCGACGCACUACCAUGCGCUCUGCUCGGCAUGAACGCUACUCUCAUGUGCCAAUACAUCGAGUUCGUCGCUGACCGUCUGCUGUUGGCCCUCGGCAACGUCAAGGUCUACCACGCCACCAACCCCUUCGACUUCAUGGAGAACAUUUCUCUGGCUGGUAAGACCAACUUCUUCGAGAAGCGCGUCGGCGACUACCAGAAGGCUGGUGUCAUGGCCAGCACAAAGAAGCACGAGCAGCAGAAGGAGGGUUCAUCGCCCACACCUGAGCCGCAAGGCCAGUCUGGUGAUUUCUGCUUCGAUGAAGACUUUUAGAUGCUUCGCUUUCACUUCUUUCUCAAAUUAUCUGCCAUUUUGUUUUUGUACAACACGUUGAACGUUUGGGUUUGGCACGGGUGCCGGAUGUCUUCGUUCGCAUACCCCCUUGCAUUGAUGAAGUAACCACUCUUCGCAUUUUGGAGUCAUGGCGUUGCUAGUUAGCUGGGAUAGGCCUCUUGGAUGAGUGACGCGGUAGGAUAGCUACGGCAUGCGGCAG
Molecule: messenger RNA, 1538 nt
Organism: Alternaria alternata
Lineage: Eukaryota; Fungi; Ascomycota; Dothideomycetes; Pleosporales; Pleosporaceae
Exons: 3
Coding region: 86-1318 (410 amino acids)
Biological process (GO): deoxyribonucleotide biosynthetic process
Molecular function (GO): oxidoreductase activity
Source: RefSeq, a predicted model, not a curated record